AUGGACCAACAUUGGACCAACAUUCUAGCCCUUUUGAAACAAAACAGAUAUGAAGUUGCUGUUCAUAAUAAACUGUCAAGGCUUAAAAUGGACAGCUACAUAUUGGUAGUGCUGAAUUGUUUACUUGGUAGUGCUGAAUGGUUUACAUGGCCUGGUGGAUCACAGGCUGCUCCAGUUGACAAGAAAGGGCCAUUCACAUGUCCAGUUUGUCUUCGAAUUUACCGUCGCUCACGUUCUCUAUGGCGCCAUCAACGUUAUGAGUGUAGUACUGAAUGGCGUUCUUGGCCUGGGGCAUCACUGUCUUCAGAACUUGAUAAGGAUGGACCAUUCCCAUGCCCAGCAUGCCAAAGAAUUUACCGCCGACGGAGGUCACUGUGGCGUCAUCAACGUUAUGAGUGUAACAAGCCAGCCCAGUUUCAUUGCCCUUUCUGUUCUUAUAGUGCUAAACAGAAAUGUAGUGUAAAACUUCAUGUUAGUAAGAAGCACAGCGUACCUGAUGAAAAUGCUUUCCGUAUAAAUUACAUACAAGACUCUUUGGAUGAUAUGUAAUAUUAUAAAAUAAUUCUAUUUUGUAACUUAAAAAUCAAAUCUUUAGAAUAUUCUAUCACAUAAUUGUAAAAAUGCUACUAACUAUGAAUUUGUGUAAGAAAAUUUG
Messenger RNA from Schistocerca nitens (vagrant locust), 655 nucleotides. Its product is annotated as zinc finger protein 319-like. The record is from RefSeq and is a predicted model, not a curated record. The transcript is spliced from 4 exons. Gene Ontology annotation, biological process: regulation of transcription by RNA polymerase II. The coding region runs from base 1 to 549 and encodes 182 amino acids. Gene Ontology annotation, molecular function: DNA-binding transcription factor activity; RNA polymerase II cis-regulatory region sequence-specific DNA binding. NCBI's taxonomy places the organism in Eukaryota, Metazoa, Arthropoda, Insecta, Orthoptera, Acrididae.